CCCGAAACCGUCUGCCGUCGCCGUUCUCAAUCGAGGGAGGACGUCUCGGCCGGAGUCAGUCAGCUUGAGCUAGGGUUCGAGGGUCAUCGGAAGGAGGAGGCGAAGAUGAUCGAGGUGGUGCUGAAUGACCGCCUGGGGAAGAAGGUGCGGGUCAAGUGCAACGAGGACGACACCAUCGGCGACCUCAAGAAGCUGGUUGCGGCGCAGACGGGGACGCGCCCCGAGAAGAUCCGCAUCCAGAAGUGGUACAACAUCUACAAGGACCACAUCACCCUCAAGGACUACGAGAUCCACGACGGCAUGGGCCUCGAGCUCUACUACAACUAGCUGCCCUGUCUGACUACACAUGCCCCUGCUUAUCAGAUUGAUCUGAAUUCUGAAGCCAUGGGUGCAACUCCAAUCGCAGUCGCUUAAGCUCACAUAUACAUAAGCAACGUCAGUGAGCUAGCUAUGCAAGACAUUGGUUGUGCCAAACUUUCAGCGACUCUUGACAGCCUCGCAAUAUUGUUGUGUGAAAUACAGAACUGCAAGAGCAAAAUAAAAUACUGUUGUGGCA
Messenger RNA from Panicum hallii, 556 nucleotides. Its product is annotated as ubiquitin-like protein 5. Bases 106 to 327 code for a protein of 73 amino acids. Gene Ontology annotation, molecular function: protein binding; protein tag activity. Gene Ontology annotation, biological process: mRNA splicing, via spliceosome; protein modification process. NCBI's taxonomy places the organism in Eukaryota, Viridiplantae, Streptophyta, Magnoliopsida, Poales, Poaceae. The record is from RefSeq and is a predicted model, not a curated record. The transcript has 2 exons. Gene Ontology annotation, cellular component: nucleus; cytoplasm.